This is a messenger RNA of Suillus bovinus, 1727 nucleotides long. RefSeq names its product sulfide-quinone oxidoreductase. The transcript is spliced from 9 exons. Bases 266 to 1609 code for a protein of 447 amino acids. The record is from RefSeq and is a predicted model, not a curated record. Gene Ontology annotation, cellular component: mitochondrion. Gene Ontology annotation, molecular function: sulfide:quinone oxidoreductase activity; FAD binding. Lineage: Eukaryota; Fungi; Basidiomycota; Agaricomycetes; Boletales; Suillaceae.
UUUCAAAUCAAUAUUGAAACACCCCUAGCUCGAUCGUCGCCAACAAGUGCAACUCUCGGUGCUCCAGGAGGAAAACUCUGAGCAACUUUGGGUAACCUCUUCAGUUGAAAUUCAGCAUUCAGGAAUACCUCAUACUAAUUAUGUAAUCACUUGCUUCGCGAGGUACAGAUUAUCCGAAGUCGAUUAUCGGCGGCCUCUGAGAAUUGGCAAGUCACUCAAGUACUCAUCACUUGAACAUCCUUGUUUCACUAUCAUCAUAUCGAACAUGUUACCUGCGUAUCGACGUGUAACAGGUCCGCGCGCUCGACAAACUCUCGCUCUAGCUAGGUAUGCCAGCACGAGCACCAAGGAAAAGUUUCGAGUACUUGUUGUCGGAGGAGGUUCUGGUGGGCUGACUAUUGCCAAUCAGAUAUACAACCGUUUCAAGGCUGCCGGAAAGCCUUUGAAUGCAGGGGAUGUGGUGGUUCUUGACGCAGCAGACUAUCACUACUAUCAACCUGGCUGGACUUUGGUCGGUGCUGGUCUUGGCUCCAAGACAGAUUUCAGACGACCGCUCUCGUCCCUAUUACCGCCACAUAUCAUGCACAUAGCAGAGAAUGUCAAGUCGUUCUAUCCGGAAUCAUCAUCAGUCACGACAACGUCAGGUCGGACAAUUGCAUAUGAUUCGCUUGUAGUGGCAGCAGGCUUGAAGACAAACUGGGACAACAUCGCUGGCUUACCACAGGCUCUCGCUGAUCCUUCCUCCGGAGUCUCGUCGAUAUACUCCUAUGAUACCUGCGACAAGGUUUGGCACGACGUAGAUGCUCUCAGGUCCGGAAAUGCUAUUUUUACCCAACCUGCCGGUGUCAUUAAAUGCGGAGGAGCUCCGCAAAAAAUCAUGUGGAUGGCCUGGGAUAGAUACCAAAAAUCUGGGCGAGGAAAUAAUAUCAAGAUCGACUUCAUGACUGGCACGCCAUCCAUGUUCAGCGUCAAGAAGUAUUCGGAUGCCCUGAACGCCCUGCGCAUUGAGCGGGGCGUUGGAGCAGAGUUCCAACACAACUUAAUUUCCAUCGAUGCGGCAAACAGGAAAGCGACGUUCAAGAAGGAGGACGGUUCAACCGUGGAUCGUGAUUUCACCCUCCUGCAUGUCUCGCCGCCCAUGGGACCGCUAGACUUCAUUAAAGGCUCGCCCAUCGCUGAUCCAGCGGGCUGGGUAGAAGUCGAUCAGGCAACGCUCAGACAUGUCAAGCCCGAGUUUGGAAACAUAUUUUCCUUGGGUGACUGCUCCUCCCUACCCACUAGCAAAACGGCUGCUGCCAUUACGUCGCAGGCUCCUGUCUUGACGGAAAACCUAUUUUCGAUCAUGGACACUGGCAAAGUGAGCAGUGCCAAGUAUGAUGGCUAUACCAGCUGCCCGCUUUUGACGGGGUAUGGGGAAUUGAUGCUGGCAGAGUUCAAGUAUGGGCUUGUGCCCAAAGAGAGUUUUGCUAAUUAUCUGGGUGAUCAGACAAAGCGGAGAAGAUUCUUCUAUCACUUGAAAAAGGACCUUUUUCCUUGGGCCUACUGGAGCCGUAUGGUUAACGGAAAAUGGUUCGGCCCUUCGGGACCAUUCCGUCCUAAGUUUGCAUGAUGUUGACAUUAAGGACAUAUUGGAAAUGAUUAUAAACCCCACUCAAUUCUUAUUUCAUUCUGCGAUUUACAAGCUGUCACUCAAACACAGUCCGAGAAUUAAAAUGUGUGGUCAAUUA